AUGGUACGCUCCACUGAAGGUCAAAAAUUUUUAAGCCUUUGCCUCAACAACCGAUGGAAGCCAUAUUACCCCCAAGGAAGCCCUGUUCCGACUUGCUAUGACAUCUGUAUUCCUGGUCUGAUUGGUCAUUGGCGCAUGAACGAGCAGACUGGAGAAGAGGUGGCUGAUGACUCGGGUUAUGAGAACCACGGCUUGGCUACUGGCCCGGUGCCUAAGUUAUCCAAGUUCACACGUGGUCGCUAUUUUGACUCCAAUGGAGUCAUCUUGGUUCCAGACUCCCCGGUAUUAAAUUCGGGGAUGUCAAGCUUCACCGUGGCUGGAUGGAUUAAGAUUUUGGAUGUCUCUUACCCCCUGACAACCUUCGCUGUCCAGAAGGGUUAUGGCUGUUUAUUUCCCCCAGGCCAAGAGGGCUGGAAAGCCGGUUGGGAAAUAGGGCAUGCUUAUAGUGCCAAAGGACUUUACGUUUGUAUACGAGACAGGAAAAACAGAAUGGCUCAAAAAAGAAUCGAAUUUGAUGAUGGCUUUCAGCAACAUCAUCUUCUUAAUCAGUGGGCUCAUUAUGCAGUUGUCUUUGAUCGCCAACAGCAGGAGAAAGUCUUCCUUUACAUCAAUGGCAAAAAGCAGUCGGAUUCCCUCGACAUCUCAGCAGUACGAGGCAGCGUUAACAACGACAGACCACUCGCAUUUGGUUACCUCCACGGCUGGAAAACUAAGGGAACUCUGGAUGAAUAUCGAGUUUACAACAGGGCCUUAGGCGACUUAGAAGUGGGUGCCAUCUUCAAAAACCACCUCGUGUGA
Pocillopora meandrina is the source of this 798-nucleotide messenger RNA. The record is from the annotation of a GenBank genome assembly. NCBI's taxonomy places the organism in Eukaryota, Metazoa, Cnidaria, Anthozoa, Scleractinia, Pocilloporidae.